UCACGGAAAUCGGCCGAUUAUGAUCGGUGGCCGAUCGAUCGGCACACCUCAAAUCUAUAACUAUUAUAUGCUCUCAAGGUUCAGCUGAUUUGAAGUCGCAGUUCAACAUUGUGGGACUGUAAAUGCGAAGCUCAAUGAAACCCUGGUCGUGUUUUUCAGGUUAUGGAGUUAUUGCCACCAAAAACAUUGAGCCAGGAGAAUUCCUGCUGGAGUAUGUUGGAAGACAUAUCACUGGCUCUGAGGGAGAGGACCUGUAUAAAGAGUACUCGGCUGAAGAUGCAGCAUUUUUGUAUUUCUACAACUUCCAAGGACAAAACUUCUGCAUUGAUGGCAGUAAAGAUACAACAAGACUUGGAAGACUCAUCAAUGAUGACCACAUCAAGCCAAACAGCAAAAUUAAAAUUAUAUUGGACGAGCAACAAAAACCACAUCUGUGUGCAUUUGCAAUCACAGAAAUUCUUGCAGGAGAAGAAAUCGUCUACGACUAUGAAAACCCCAACUGUCAAUGGCGACAGAAGACAACUUCCUUCUCUUCUAAUGAACACAUGGAAAAGAAGCAGAAAGAUAAUACAUAA
Messenger RNA from Poecilia reticulata (guppy), 575 nucleotides. The record is from RefSeq and is a predicted model, not a curated record. Lineage: Eukaryota; Metazoa; Chordata; Actinopteri; Cyprinodontiformes; Poeciliidae.